This is a messenger RNA of Caenorhabditis angaria, 5102 nucleotides long. The record is from the annotation of a GenBank genome assembly. Lineage: Eukaryota; Metazoa; Nematoda; Chromadorea; Rhabditida; Rhabditidae.
UUGUUUCGUUGUGAUGGACGUUUGAGAAUAAUUGUAGUGAAAACAAGUACAACUAACGUAAGUAAAUAAUGAUAUUAUUCAAUUCAUUAUAAAUAUCUUUUCAGAUGUCUUCUGAUUCUGAAACUGCAAUCGAAGCAAGGUCUUUGGCAACAUCGCCUCUUCGAUCCAAUGUUAAUCCAUUUUCACAAGUGCAGAAAGAUAAACUAUUAGUGAUUCAAUGGGAACAUCUCAACCUUUAUAAAUUUUAUCCAAUGGCAUUAUGCAGUUCUUGGACAAUUCGAUGUGCUUUAUAUCCAAUGUCAGUUGUGAAAAGUCGAUUGCAAUUGCAAAGACAAAAUAAUGUCUAUAAUGGCAUGCGAGAUGCUUUUGUGAAAAUAAUCCGACAAGAAGGAAUUGGAGCUCUCUAUAAAGUAAGUAUUUUUUGCUGUAUUCCAUUUUCAGAUGAAAUGUAGAAAUGCAACCAAAACAACCUAAAUUUAUGUUUUUCAGGGAUUUUGGAUGACAUUGCCUCAAUUGACUGCUUCGUUUUUAUAUUCUUCUGCAUACGAACGCGCUAGAGAUCUUCUCCAAACUCAUUUACAUAUCACAAAUCAUUCAUUAGUAUCAGCAUUAGCCGGAGGAAUAGCUUCUCCUUGUGCUCAACUCAUUUUUGUGCCAACCGAUAUUGUUGCUCAGCAUAUGAUGGUUCAUAAUAACCCAGAAGCUUUUGGUGGAGGAAAAAAGAAUAUUGCUGUAGCGGAUGCAAUUAGAAAAGAUGGAUUAGAAGGAAAAAGAACACUUGGAUUACGUGUUAUAAAAGCUGUUUACAAUGUUGAUGGUUUAUCGGGUUUUUAUAGGUAUUUUUGCUCAAAAUAUAAACAUCAAAUAUUCAAAUUUUGUUACAGAGGUUUUUUAUCAGCAAUAAUGUUAUAUAUCCCAUCAACUAUGGUUUUCUGGUCAACGUAUUAUAACUCUCUUGGAAUGUUCAGAAAAAUUCGGGAGAAAGUAACUGAACUGGAAUAUGGUGUAAAACCAACUUCGCCAUCAGAAGUUGAUGAUAGAAAUUUAUUCUUGGAUCAGGCUGUUAGUGGAUCAAUUGGAGGAGUUGCGAGUGCGAUGGUUACAAAUCCAUUAGAAAUGUUGAGAAUAAGGCUGCAAGUUCAUCGAACCACUUAUAGAGAAACCAUUUAUCGAUUAUGGAAAUAUGAAAAAGCUCAAAUAUUCACCAAGGUAAGAGAUUUUUACUCAGACGAAUUCAUAUAAAACUUUUACCUCAUUUUGCCUGGAAUAUAAAUUAUGGUUUUUCAACCUGAUUGAAUUUAAAUUUUGCUUAAAGUUCAGAAAUAUUGAAAAUAAUGGGGGAAAAAUGAUAUAACACGUGAGAAAAAUUGAAUUGAGAUAAAAGAUCGAUUUACUAAAUGUGUCAAAUACUCCAAAACAUUCUAUUUUACAGGGUCUCGCUCCUCGAAUGGUUAACAAUGCACUUUAUUCCAGUCUUGUCAUGCUGGCAUACGAAAGUGUGAAACGUUUUUCCGUUCUUCCAGAAUACCAAAGUAAAGUUGUAUGGUGAUAGUCCAAAUUGUUCUUCCCUUUCUCAGACUGGUAAAUCUCUCGUUUUGUCCAACCAAUUCUGUAUUUUUUGUGCAUGUUCUUAUUCUUCAUUGUAUAUUAUUCUUACCUCCUCGAUUCUGUUUCCUUUUUUUGUAAUUUUCUUUUUUUUUUCAAUGGAACUAGCGAGUAAAUUUUCUUAAAGAUCGAUUGGUUUUAAAUGUUUUAGAGAGUUUCAAUAACUCUUAUAUAUUUCAUGUUUAUUUUGUUUCUAAAAAUAUAAUUUUAAGGCAAUUCAGAUGUCAGCGAAAAGAGUAGUUUCAAGAUUUGAUCGGGUAAAUCAAUGGAUUCAAUUUUCAAGACAAUGGCAUGUUAUCGAUGCGAAUCAACAGGUAAAUAAUUAUCGAAGUAUCAAUAUUAAUUAAACCUGAUAAUUUUUAGGAUGCUGAUCUACUGGGAGAUAAGGUUGCACAACAUUUGGCUGGCAAACAUAAACCAAUUUGGCAUCCUGAAACUGAUUGUGGCGAUCAUGUUGUUGUUACAAAUUGUAAAAAUAUUGCAAUGCAUGCUUUUGAUUGGAAACACACUAUUUAUAAAUUCAAUAAGGUGAGUAUUUUUACUUUAAAUAGCUCGAUAGAAAAAUAAUGGUCCCAAAAUUAUAAAUAGAAAAAUCGAUAAUGCAUAAAAAUUAACGGGAACCGGAUUAUACUCAAAAGUUGUUUUUUCUAUUCAAUAUUCUGUGGCACAGGGGAAAUAUCGAAGAUGGCAGUUCCGUUUCGAAAAUAACUCUACUUCUAACUUAUUUUUAUCACAAAACUCCGUUAGGACCUAAAACAAUUUUUACACAAUUCUUUUUGUAGUCAAUUGUAUUUUUCCAGGAAUAUCCAAAAAGUAAAGCAGAUAUCCCAGCUUGGCAAAUUCAUGAAUAUGAUCCAUGUCGAAUUGCAUUUUUGUCUAUUUAUAGAGUGAGUGAAUUGAUUUUUAUUCCCUUUUCAAAAUGUAGCAAUGUGAAUACUAAAAACAAUUUUUGUCACAGGCAUUGGGAAAUAAUUUAUUACGUCGUCGACAUAUUCAAAGAUUACACUUGUUCGCAGAUGAAGAAAUGCCAGAGUUUGUGAGGAAAAAUAUUGGAAGUCAGGUACAUCUUUUUCUUACUGAAAUGUUCCCUCAUUUCUCUUUUGCUUUUCGGAGAGAUAGAGAGAAAAAAAGGAGAAAUGAUUUUAUUCAAUUCGAAAAAGAAUUUGUCUCCAUCUCUAAUUCUCUUCUCAUUUUCUCAAUCUCUCAUUCGCCAUUUUACACAGUUUACCUCAUUUCUUUUCAAGAUUCGUCAAGUUCAAGAAGUUGUGAAGAAAAGUGAUGAAUAUACUGCAGAAGAACGCGCAAACUUCCCGAAAAUUGUCAAAUUCGCCCAAAAUCAUGUUGUUGAUUGGGAAAAAAGUGUUGAAAAUCCAGGAAGACAUACUAAACCUGUACCAGGACAAAAGGAUAAGUAAAUUAUUUUUUAUUCAUUUUAGGAUAGAUUACUAUUUUUAUUGUUACUUUAUUGUUAUAAAUAAGAUGUUUUGCCAUUUCAAAUUAUUUUUAAAUAUUUCUAUUCAUUUCUGGUUUUCCAACCGAAUUAUCUUAUCUUUUCUAUUUUUCAAGUUCAAAAGUUUUCAAAACUUUACAAUUCCAGAUUUUUCAAGCAUAGCUUAUAUGAAGAUCACGGCAAAAGAUCAAGUUCGGUUGAUCGAUAAUGAACCAAAAAGAAAGAGUUUCAGGAGUGGUUAGUUUGUUUUUGUACAUUUUUUAUUGGUAGAUUUAUUUCUGACCUUCCUUCAUUCAAAUAAUAUUGAAAACCGUUUUCUAGAAAAACAUUUUAUUUUCAAUAUUUUAUAAUUUUUUAGAACUACGUGAAAUUGCGCAGAUGAGCACCGAACAAAAUGCAAUUCGAAUGACGAAAAAACGAAGAAAAGGUGUUUUUAAACUUCGAUUUGAUACAAAAACGAUGAAAGAUGAUGUUGAAAAUGAGCCAGAUAAGAAAAAACGAAAGGAAGCAAAACUUGACGAUAAAAUUAUGCCUAUUUUGGAGAAAAAUCUCGAAUUGGAGGAUAGAAAAAUUGAAAAAGUGGAUGAAGAAGAAAGAAAUGAUGAAACAGAAGAUGUUGGUGACAAAGCAGGUGUGUUGAAUUUUAAGAUAAUAAGGAAAAUUUUUGAAUUUAUAUUGUUUUUCAACCACACAUUUUACAAGAAUUUUGCGAUCUAGAAUUCCUAUGGCAUAAAAGCAGUAUCAAAAAUCAGUUCACAAGAAUUUUUAUUUUCAACAUUUUUUUUGUGUACAAUUUUUAUAAAUUGAGAUCAUAUUAUUUCAGAAUCUGUUCGAACUGAUGAUCUUGAUGACACUAUUGAUUCUAGUUCAAAUAUACCAGAUGAGGAUCCUUUAGAUGCGGAACAAUCAGAAACAAGUAAGCUCUUCUUACAAUAAAACUCUCCAUUAAUCUUAUUUUUCAGAUUCGACAUCAUCUCGAUAUUUCUCUCCUGUUGGUUCCUCAAUGAGAUCUGAAUCAAAACCACAUAAAAAUAAAAAACCGGAAUAUUCGUUUAUUUUGGGUAAGAAUUUAAUUUCAAAGAUUUAUCGCAAAACUUUUUUAUUUCAGAAAAGUUUCCAACUUAUGGACGAACUCGAGAGCAGAAUAAUGAGGUGAAUAGGCUAAGAAUGCAAUUUUUGAGAGCCAGGAGAAAAUGUGAGUUUUAUUUUCGCCGGAAACAGUUUUACAAGAAAAACGUAUUUUUAGUCAUUGCAAUGUUAGAAGAAAAUGGAGAACCUGCGGAGAAUAUUGAUAACUAUUCUGAACAAGGUAAAGAAUAUAAUUUAUUCGAAGAAAUUUAUCAAUUUUUUGAAAAAUUAUAGAUAUAUUGAACUUUGCAAAACCAAUAAAUCGAGGAAGUCCGACAAAAGAAAAACAAAAAGAAUCGAAACCAGUUAACCAUCGAAAAAUAGAAAAACCGUCAUCUUCAAUUUCAAAUUCAAGCUCAAAUUCCAAUUCGAUUUCAAAUCCACAACAAGUUAUUGAAAAUGAGUCACAAGAUAUGACAAAUGAAUGGAUGUAUGCCACGCCUUCUCAACAACAAAUACCGCAAUAUCAAAAUGAUUAUACACAGAUUGUUCAAAUUUCAAAUGGUUAGUUUUUAAUUCAAAAUUUGAGAAAAAAAAAAGAAAAAAUAGAGCACAUGAAAAAAUUUCUGUCAAUGUUAAUUUCAAAUCGAUUUCGAAAGCUAAGCUUUUGACAAAUUGUGUUCUUCCAGAUUUUGUAUUUUGAGAAUUGAAUCUGAUGGAACUUAUUUUCUCGAAAUAUCCAAAUAUUCAAAAAAUUCUGGAUCAUAAAAUUAUAAUUAAUUAUUUUGCAGGUAUUCUUCCUGGUCUCGAAUCAAAUCGUUACAAUUCCUCAAAUGAAACAACAUCAUCUUCAUCUUCUUCAGCCGCAAAUUAUUGGGAAUAUUCUUUGUCUUCAUCUGUUCCAACAAAUUCUGAAAUAAAUUUAAUUGAAUCAAUACGAAAACGUAACCUUAUGUAUAAUAAUUUUGAAAAUUUAUAA